AUGGAUGACGGUAGCGUGAAGAUCCAGUCUGGAAUCAACAUCAACAUAAAAAGAACAGAUGGACGGAUCCAUUCUGCGAUAGUGUCCGGCGUGAACCAUGAGACUCGCUCCGUCACAGUGGAGUGGUACGAGCGCGGCGAGACCAAGGGCAAGGAGGUGGAGAUCGACGCGAUCCUCGCCCUCAACCCCGAGCUGGUGGGGCCGCGACACCACACGCCGCACCUGCAGCCGAUGCCCAACAAAUUGGCUAGAGACAUGACGCGACAAUCCAUCCCUGUGGCUACGAAAGCACCGUCGCGCGUCACCCGCAACAAUCAGAUGCGGUUGUCGAACGCGGGUGGGUAUACGAACGGACACGGCGGCGACACGACGGGGCGGCGCGGCACUGAGAAUGUGCCACCACCGCAGCUACAGCCUCAACCGCAGCCCAACUCCAGGGUCACACAACAGUUCACGGCGCCGGGCGGCGGGGGCGGGGGCGUGGCGGGUGGGGGCGGGGGCGGUGGCGGGGGCGGGGGCCGCGCGGCGGGCGUGUCGAGCACGGUGUCGGUGCCGCACGCGGUGGCGUCGGGCGCGGUGCGGCGCUCCAACGUCGUGAAGGAGGUGGAGCGGCUCAAGGAGAACAGGGAGAAGCGGAGGCAGCGGCAGGCCGAGCUCAAGGAGGAGAAGGAGGCCCUAAUGAAUAUGGAUCCCGGCAAUCCGAACUGGGAGUUCCUGGCGAUGAUCCGGGAGUACCAGAACAGUAUAGAGUUCCGACCCCUCACGGGCAACGAACCAGUUGAGGAUCACCAGAUCACCGUCUGCGUCAGAAAGCGGCCGCUAAACAAGAAGGAGGUCACUAAGAAAGAGGUGGACGUGAUCAGCGUGCCGACGAAGGAUCAGAUGAUAGUGCACGAGCCCAAGAACAAGGUGGACCUUACAAAGUAUCUAGAGAACCAGAAGUUCCGCUUCGAUUACGCCUUCGACGAUUCCUGCACCAACGAAGUCGUUUACAAAUACACUGCGAAGCCUCUGGUGCAGACGAUAUUCGAGGGCGGUAUGGCCACCUGCUUCGCAUACGGACAGACCGGAUCUGGCAAAACUCAUACCAUGGGUGGUGACUUCCAGGGUAAAACUCAGGAUUGCAAGAAAGGUAUCUACGCGAUGGCGGCGCGAGACGUGUUCACGUAUCUCAAGUCGCCCAAGUACAAACCGCUCAACCUCAUAGUCUCCGCUUCAUUUUUCGAGAUAUACUCAGGAAAGGUGUUCGACCUGCUGGCCGACAAAGCGAAGCUCCGCGUGCUGGAGGACGGCAAGCAGCAGGUGCAGAUAGUGGGGCUCACGGAGAAGGUGGUCGACAACGUGGACGAGGUGCUCAAGCUCAUCCACCACGGAAACGCCGCCAGGACCUCCGGACAGACGUCGGCGAACUCGAACUCGUCGCGGUCGCACGCCGUGUUCCAGAUCGUGGUGCGGUCGCCGGGCAUGCACCGCGUGCACGGCAAGUUCAGCCUCAUCGACCUGGCCGGCAACGAGCGCGGGGCCGAUACCUCCUCGGCCAACAGGCAGACGCGCAUGGAGAGCGCGGAGAUCAACAAGUCGCUGCUGGCGCUGAAGGAGUGCAUCCGCGCGCUGGGCAUGAAGGGCAACAACCACCUGCCCUUCCGCGUGUCCAAGCUCACGCAGGUGCUGAGGGACUCCUUCAUCGGCGACAAGUCCCGCACCUGCAUGAUCGCCAUGAUCUCGCCCGCCAUGUCCUCCUGCGAGCACUCGCUCAACACGCUCCGAUACGCGGACAGAGUGAAAGAGUUGGGUACGUCGGACAGUCGGCGGGCGGAGUCCCCGCUGGCCGACGUAGACAUGGAGCCCGCGCAUGACGACCUCGCGCAUCUGCGCUCGCUCAACGAGGGCGACAUGUCCGCGGAGAUGUACACGUUCCACGAGGCCAUCGACGAGCUGCAGCGCGCGGAGGAGGAGGUGCUGGACAACCACAAGGCCAUCUCGGACUACCUGCAGCACGCGCACUCGCGCGCCGCGCAACUGCUGGCCCUCACCAGGGACGUGGACUACGACCAGGACGCGUACGCGACGCAGUGGGAGGAGCUGCUGAACGAGCAGCUGGCGGUGCUGGCGCAGUCGCGCGACCUGGUGGCGGAGUUCCGCGCCAAGAUGCAGCAGGAGGAGCACAUCUCGCGCCGCAUGCAUCCGCCCCACCCCCACCCGCCGCGCCACCACUAGUCGGCCCAGUGUGAACCUUGGUGUAACGCGGCGAGGGUCGACCGGCCACGUGCCACGGCCGAGAGGCCCCCACGCGCAGAUCUGGUCGUGCGCACUGUACGGGGUCCGCGAGUGAACUGUUCAUGGGGGGGGGGGGAGUCUGCACACGGUGUCGCACUGUUUAUUUUUUGUGUAAUAAUACCAUUUCGUCAAAGGAGCGUGAGUCGAUAAAUAAAAAUUCGGUUUUUGAAUGUUUUUCUAA
Messenger RNA from Diatraea saccharalis (sugarcane borer), 2458 nucleotides. The record is from the annotation of a GenBank genome assembly. Lineage: Eukaryota; Metazoa; Arthropoda; Insecta; Lepidoptera; Crambidae.